GCACAGAGAAUCCGAGCAGUACAGUACAUAGGAAAUGACUCAUAGGAGUUGAACUGUUAGCGUGGGUGUGUGCACUAUUAAAACAAGGCUCAGACUCCUCCGGGUGACUCACUCUGAUGCUCGCUUUUCCAUGCUGAAAACCAGCACGGAUUGUUAAUCAGAUGAACUUUCGGGAAUUGUGUAGCCGACAGCGAGCAGCUUUCUACCCGCAGACAUCAUGGCUUCGAACGCUCUCUGUGCGCUGUGCGGACUUAUUAUAGCGGCUGUGACCAAUUUCUAUGCUGUUAGCGCACAGAAAAGUCAGUGUGGCAGUUUAGAGUUUUGGAACCCAGAUUUUGACGUUUGUGUGCCGUGUGCAUCAUGCAAGCAGUACCCAAAGACCCCGUCAUGCAACACAUGUAAAUCUGUGGAUGAGACACCUGACGUGUGGAAACUGGCAGCCAUCACCAGCUUCUCCGUGCUGGCUGUCGUGCUGGUUGGUGCUGCGCUGAUUAUCGGGGUCAUGGUGCAUCGACGCAAGUCACACAAACGACCUCUACGUGAACCCAUUGAAGAAACGGCUGGGCCGCUAUACCAGGCUUAAACAUUUCAGUAGCCUCAUCCUAAUCUGGAAACAGAUGUGACAGAACCGAGGAGCGACUGGUUCAGACCUGGAUGGAGCAACCUCUUUGCAGAGCUAUGUUCUCUGACUGCAGGGUAUCUCUUCACCAGAAUCGGACAAUUUUAAUUUAUUGUGACUGUUGAGUGAAGAGAUGUGCUCAGUUCUCUCACUCAGUGUAGACCCAACAGUGACCACAGGAGCAACUCUCACACCUCUGUAGGAAUAGUAACAACAUUAUAUAAGUGGUAUCGUUCUCAGAUAUUGUGUGCCUUUAUAUUCCAGUUAAAUAAUAUCCAUGUCUGGGAGGCCGUUGUGGCUUUACAGAUGUUUGAUUCAGAAAAAAAAACUACAGUUCUUUCUUCAGAGAGAAGGAUGCUUUCCAAAUCCUGUGUAUUUUUCAGUAGGACUCCAAUGAAAGUAACACAGCUACUGCUGCUUGCUGGGCUGAAGUGGGAUCUCCUGCUAUUCAGCUGGGUUUGAAGGGGUCUUCCGGUCAUUUACCACAACAGCCUCUUAAAGAUAAAUCACAUGUGAGUAAGAUGUACUGUUUGGCACAUUAAGGCCAUUUGAAUGUAGCUACUUUUACAGUAGGUGAAAUGUAUUCUAGCCCUCUUCCCUGCCAGUACCUGCUUGUACCUGCUCUUUUAGUUGCCUGGUAUAGUGACAGAGCUUUUGAUUAACUGUACUCAUUCACUGUUACUGAUGACAAAGAAACAAAGACCCUUUAUUGCAGGUUAUUACAUUAUUGUCUGUUGUAAUGUUACUAGAUUUUAGGAGAUUUUAGCUGGAUUUAUCUCUACCACAACCCUAGAAUGCAUUCAUUACUGUCCCGGUGUUUUAGGACGGGACAGAACGCUAGACACACAAUCCUAAACUGCUAAAAUGUGGGAAUGUUACGAGGAAUGUACUGUAGUAAAAAGUACACCUACAGUGUUUUGGUGGAGCUACACAAUCACUAUGCAUACUAACUUUGACCUGUUGAAUCGUUUCAGAUCUCACAAAAUAUGUAGAGAUGUCUGUUUAUAAUUUUGUGGCCUUUGAAACCAGCGAGAACCAUGGUGGCCAGGGUUGUUGUUUUCCAUUUCUUUUUUUAGUUCAGGUUGUUUUCUAUAUUCAUCAGCAAUUACUGAUGUAUUCUAUGUGUCUGACAAUGUUUCAGGUCAUAUUUUGGAUCUGUCUGCUUGUGGGUAAACUGCUUGCCCUUUGGUAGGAAAAUUAGAGAAUUGCUUAAAACACAGACACUUCCUCUUUAAUUUUUUUUGUUUUAAUAUUAUUUAUUUUUAAGUAUCUUGUGAUGUUGUAUUGCAUCAAUUGCGAGUGACAAGCACAUUUUUAAAGGGACUCCAGUGAAGAUUUUUGUUAAACUUCCAAUCGGCCAGCUAACGAUGAUACUGAGCAAUAACUAACAUUUUCCACAUAUUUCUCUUGCAUUCUAUUUCUAAUUGUAUAUACUGUACAUGCACUGGCUUCUUGUACGUAAUGCAAUCUUAUAAACUGCUUUGUGUACCAAAUGUAUUUUCACAAUAAAACUGACAACUUCAAUAAAUGC
This is a messenger RNA of Anoplopoma fimbria (sablefish), 2150 nucleotides long. RefSeq names its product tumor necrosis factor receptor superfamily member 12A. The record is from RefSeq and is a predicted model, not a curated record. Bases 218 to 583 code for a protein of 121 amino acids. NCBI's taxonomy places the organism in Eukaryota, Metazoa, Chordata, Actinopteri, Perciformes, Anoplopomatidae. Gene Ontology annotation, cellular component: plasma membrane. The transcript has 5 exons. Gene Ontology annotation, molecular function: protein binding. Gene Ontology annotation, biological process: positive regulation of apoptotic process.